CAUUCCGUUCCGUUCUAUUUCUCCAUGUACCGCCAUCAGGUGAAAUUUCGAAGGUGCAGUCAAUGUUCACUGUCUAGCACAGUGUCUUUCACGGUUGUUCUGCAUUGUACCACUGACAAUGUACGAACACGCAACUCCCUGAACCGAGAGGCGAACACCUUGUUCACAUAUCCAUUGCCAGCCGCUUCUCACCACUGCUGCUGACAGUGUACGUAUGUAGGUGAUGGUGAUGACGAUGAUGGUGAUUAUUGAUUAUUAUUGAUGCCACUGCCACUGUUGCUGCUGAAUUGACGCUGUUGAUGCUAGAAUCGUUGUCGUUUUAAGCACAGCCAUCUGGUUGUCGUAUAUAUAUAUUCCCAGUUUGUUUGUUUGCCGUCAAUGUUGUUGAUGUGGCAAUGUUUAGUUUAACCACAGACGAAGUCGAGGAUUCGGAAUCUGGUGAUUUCUUGGGCUACCGCAGACAAGGUUCUCCUUCUCUCCGAUCUCAAUGUACCUGCUGCCGUGUGAAAGUUCACUGCAGUUCCAGUCCUUGGAUGCACUAUAAUGAACCUGAAGAUGAAGCAAAUCGCUGUUGGAAAAGAGCAGAGAGUGUUCCAGAUAUUGACGAGACUAAAUCUACCCCUGACAUUGAUCUGUCUCCAAUGUUUGAAAGAAUCUCCAUAGUCAACAAAUGUGGAGUUCAAGGAAAACAUUUCAGUGGUAUCCCACUGAAAGACCUCGAAGAAGCUUCCAAGAACUUAGUCAAGGCGCUUACUAUUCGAGAGAAGUACAUGAUGCUCUCUCAGCAGAGUUUCCCCCAAAUCAUCAACAGAUGUCUGCAGAGUGUGAUUGACAAGAAUGAUUUCCACAUGAUUUCUGAUGGUUGUGCUGCUUGUGAAAAGAAAACAAUCAAAGAUCACCCGAUUGAUGCACCGAGAACUGACGGAGAUCCAUUUGAUUGUAUACUGCCAAAUAGUGUGAAUUGUGAGUUCAAAAUGGUGAAUGGUGUGAUGAAAGUGUACCUCGAUAAAGCAUCCAUGGAUCAAGACAAGCCAUUUGAUUGGACAUACCCAGACUGUGCCACUUUCCUAAAUGAUCAGAAUAUCAUGUAUACACUUAUCAGUGAUGGACCAUUGAAAUCAUUCUCUUACCAGCGCCUGAGUUAUCUAUCAUACAAGUACCAGUUACAUGUUUUGUUGAAUGAGAUAAAGGAAUCAGCUGCCCAGAAAGAAGUGCCCCACCGUGAUUUCUACAACAUCAGAAAGGUGGAUACACACAUCCAUGCAUCCUCGUGCAUGAAUCAGAAACAUCUACUGAGGUUCAUCAAAAAGCAAAUGAAAGUUAAUCCCAGUGAAAUUGUCUCCUGUGGCAAGGAUGGCAAAAUGAUGAAGCUGAAAGAGGUUAUACAAUUGGUGUUUGAUAGUCUUGGAAUCAAUACAUAUGAGCUCAAUGUGGACAUGCUUGAUGUUCAUGCAGAUCGAAACACUUUCCAUCGAUUUGACAAAUUCAAUGCCAAAUACAACCCGAUUGGCCAAAGUGAAUUACGUGAAAUUUUUAUUAAAACUGACAAUCACAUCGGGGGCAAAUACUUUGCAAAUGUGAUAAAGGAAGUGAUGAGUGAUUUGGAGGAGAGCAAAUAUCAAAAUGCCGAAUGCCGUUUGUCUAUAUAUGGCCGUUCUAAACAAGAAUGGGAGAAACUAGCCAAAUGGGCUGUGGUCAACCAAGUCCAUUCAGAUAAUGUUCGUUGGUUAAUCCAAAUUCCAAGAUUAUAUGAUGUGUAUCGUUCCAACAAGUUAGUGAGCAACUUCCAACAGAUCUUAGAGAAUAUCUUCGAGCCAUUGUUUGCUGCUACAAAUGAUCCUAAGAGUUAUCCUCAGUUACAUGCUUUUCUUCAGUAUGUUUCAGGUUUUGAUUCUGUGGAUGAUGAAUCGAAAUCUGAGCAUGUGGUAUUUGAUGCUGACAGUCCCUUUCCACGCAACUGGACCAAUGAUGAGAACCCACCAUAUAAUUACUAUUUGUACUAUAUGUUUGCUAACAUGACCGUCCUCAAUCAAUUCCGCAGAGAACGUGGUUUCAAUACAUUUGUCCUUCGGCCUCAUUGUGGAGAAGCUGGCAAUGUGACUCACUUGGUGGCUGGUUAUAUGCUCAGUGAAAGCAUUGCUCAUGGACUGGUCCUCAGAAAGGUUCCAGUUCUUCAGUACCUCUACUACCUGGCUCAGAUUGGCAUUGCCAUGUCACCACUCAGCAACAAUUCACUUUUCUUGAAUUACCACAGAAAUCCUUUGCCGGAAUAUUUUGCCCGAGGACUUAAUGUUUCUAUUUCAACAGAUGACCCUCUCCAGUUCCACUUCACAAAGGAACCUCUGAUGGAAGAGUACAGUAUUGCCACCCAGGUGUGGAAGUUAAGCACUUGUGAUAUGUGUGAGAUUGCCCGCAACAGUGUUCUACAGAGUGGAUUCCCUCAUGAGGUCAAACAGCAUUGGUUAGGCCCUAAUUACACACGUGAAGGAGUUCCAGGGAAUGAUGUGAGUCGUACCAAUGUUCCAGACAUUCGAGUGGCGUACCGCUAUGAGACGCUGGUGGAAGAGUUGCAGUAUAUCUGCCGUGGACUGCAAGCUGGUAGCCCAGACAGCAACACAAGCGACAUUAGAAAAAUACAUAAACAAGCCCUUCCUCAUUUCCAUACAAAUGAUUUCACUUGCUAUUAACGUAUCCAGUAUUAAGUAGAGAUUAUGUAAUGUUUAUGUACACACAUACACACACACACACACACACACACACGUGAGUGAAUGUGCGUUUUAGUGUUGUG
Octopus sinensis (East Asian common octopus) is the source of this 2788-nucleotide messenger RNA. RefSeq names its product AMP deaminase 2-like. The coding region runs from base 396 to 2687 and encodes 763 amino acids. Gene Ontology annotation, biological process: AMP metabolic process; IMP salvage. The record is from RefSeq and is a predicted model, not a curated record. NCBI's taxonomy places the organism in Eukaryota, Metazoa, Mollusca, Cephalopoda, Octopoda, Octopodidae. The transcript is spliced from 15 exons. Gene Ontology annotation, cellular component: cytosol. Gene Ontology annotation, molecular function: AMP deaminase activity.